AUGAAAGCCAAAGUCCCAAAAGACUUCAAAGCUACUGACAUGACUCCGUACGAUGGCACAUCAGAUCCAAGCCAUCACCUCAGCAUUUUCAGAAGUAGAAUGUAUCUCACCGACGCCUCGGAUGCUAUUCGUUGCAAAGCCUUCCCAACUACCUUAACAAAGACAGCAAUUAAGUGGUUCAACACCUUGCCUCCCAGAUCCAUCACAAGUUUUGAUGAUUUAGCCAAAAAGUUUCUUGCUAGAUUCUCCAUUCAGAAGGACAAAGCCAAACACGCUCUGAGCCUAUUAGGAAUCAAGCAAGGAGAUCGGGAGAGUCUUCGUAGCUACAUGGAGAGGUUCAACAAAGUAUGCCUGGACAUACAAAGCCUACCAACGGAAGCCGCCAUUAUGGGUCUCAUCAAUGGCCUGUGA
This is a messenger RNA of Arachis stenosperma, 411 nucleotides long. RefSeq lists its product as uncharacterized. The transcript has a single exon. The record is from RefSeq and is a predicted model, not a curated record. Bases 1 to 411 code for a protein of 136 amino acids. Lineage: Eukaryota; Viridiplantae; Streptophyta; Magnoliopsida; Fabales; Fabaceae.